AUGUAUGGUUAUCCGAUGCCGAUGGGGAAUAUGGUCUUCCGGCCACCGCUAGUUGGGGCUGUCCCGGGCCCAUAUAAUCUGAACAUUGCGAGUGAGGUUGUCGCUGCUGCUAUGGGCAAGGUCUUUUCCUUUAUGAACCCAUGUAGAAAUCGGAUCUUGACCGACAGCCGACGGGAGAAACGAACACAAGGUCGCCACACGAUGCUCGGACCAUCACUUCUGGGAGCGGUAGAAACUCCAGAUAAGACCAAGACCUCUGAAGAGACAUUGAUUCCUUGGAAAAUAUGUUACACAGCCAGUGGAGGUGGUGAUGGGAUAUGA
Striga asiatica is the source of this 321-nucleotide messenger RNA. NCBI's taxonomy places the organism in Eukaryota, Viridiplantae, Streptophyta, Magnoliopsida, Lamiales, Orobanchaceae. The record is from the annotation of a GenBank genome assembly.